Molecule: messenger RNA, 1147 nt
Organism: Abrus precatorius (Indian licorice)
Lineage: Eukaryota; Viridiplantae; Streptophyta; Magnoliopsida; Fabales; Fabaceae
Product: translation initiation factor IF3-2, chloroplastic-like
Exons: 9
Coding region: 40-789 (249 amino acids)
Biological process (GO): ribosome disassembly; translational initiation
Molecular function (GO): translation initiation factor activity; ribosome binding
Source: RefSeq, a predicted model, not a curated record
AAAGCUUGAGAACUUAUUCCCUGCCUUGAGCUGAGAAGCAUGUCCAUGGGUGGGCUUGCUUUCACUACUGCUACUAACUUCGCCGUCAAACUCCAUUACCAUCAACACACACCACCUCCCUCUCUUCCUCUUCUUCACUCUCUCAAGCUCUAUAACCCCAAAUUCCACAAUUCUUCCAUUUCCCUCUCCCUCGCUACCGCACGCGCCUCCCACUCCAACAACGAACUACAAGCCCUCGACAUAUCAACCCUCAGGUCAACUUCGGUGAGGCUCAUUGAUGGGAACCACAACAUGGUCGGAAUCGUGUCCAAGUCCCAGGCCCGUCAAAUGGCUCAAGAUGCUGAACUUGACUUGGUGAUAGUAUCCCCAGAUGCAGAUCCUCCUGUUGUUAAAAUGAUAGAUUAUAGUAAAUAUAGAUAUGAAUUACAAAAGAAGAAAAAAGGACAGCAGAAAAAAAGUGCUGCUAGUCAAAUGGAUUUGAAGGAGCUCAAAAUGGGAUACAACAUAGAUCAACAUGAUUAUUCUGUGCGGUUGAAAGCUGCAAGGAAGUUUUUGAAAGAUGGUGACAAGGUGAAGGUCACAGUGAACCUUAAGGGCCGGGAAAAUGAAUUCAGGAAUAUUGCUAUCGAGCUUGUUAAACGUUUCCAGAGUGAUGUUGGGGAGCUUGCAACUGAGCAGACGAAAAGCUUUCGUGACAGGAACAUCUUCAUUGUUAUGGCUCCAAAUAAAGCUGCUCUACAGAAAGCUCAGGAACCACCAAAGAAUAAGGACAAGUCAGCAGCAGAUUAAGUCUCUGCCGGUGUCCAAUCAUAACUGAAAACCGCCAUCAAGUUUCUAAUGGUAAAAUAGACUCUGGGUAGCAUACAUUCUUCAUAUAGGUUGGGAUCUCUGAGUCUUGUAUUGUAUAUUGUAGUUCCUAAACGAUGGUAUCUUAAACGAAUACAAGUUAAGGGAUCCCUCUAGCCUAACCAAUCAUUUAUGCAAGUUCUUUAUUAUUAUUAUUAUUUCUAUAUCAUUGAAUGAUUGAAAUUGACUGUAACAUUAUUAUUCAAAUCUAAUUAACGUCAAAUUGGUGAGUAGUGUGACACUUAAUCAAGAAAUGCUGUUCCAACAAUAUACGCAUUGGCAAGAAAAACAUCAAUUCUCG